This is a messenger RNA of Eufriesea mexicana, 2355 nucleotides long. RefSeq lists its product as uncharacterized. NCBI's taxonomy places the organism in Eukaryota, Metazoa, Arthropoda, Insecta, Hymenoptera, Apidae. The record is from RefSeq and is a predicted model, not a curated record. Bases 161 to 1378 code for a protein of 405 amino acids. The transcript has 6 exons.
GUCGGGGGGGAGCUCUGAUUGGAGUAUAAAUAAUGUGUGCACGUCCGUAUAAAGCGUGACACGUCGAUUCCGUGUGCCUCACUCGGUAUCAGACGUCCACGGAGGCAGAGUGAAGUGAUUAUACCGAACGCGCUCCUUGAAUCAUCGACCCUUCGCAGAAAUGGCCCUAGAGACUUUACCAUGGCUGAACACCGACUUCACCGAGAGGGUCCUGCGACUGGCCAAGGACGACACCACCAUCCAAGUGACUGAUAUAUUUACCAAACCGGCCACCGCCAAGGGUGACAACUACACCAGCGACUUGAUAAGGCUGGUGGCGGAGUACACUCGGAAACACGGGAAGAUCAGGAUCAGCGACAAAACCUCUCUCUUGUUCAAAUUCGAGCCGAUCGAGGAGGGCAUCAGGAGAGAAGCGAUUUCGAAGAGUCAAAUCUUCGACACCGAAAUCGCCAUGAUGUCGGACACCCUGCAAAAGAUGAACGACUUAUUGGGCUCUCGUCUAAGUGGUCGAGUAUUUUACGUGAGAAUGGAGCGGCCCCUCUGCCUCAUCAUAGAGGACCUCGCUCCUAUGGGAUUUCGUAUGGCGGAUCGUCAACUGGGUUUCGACAUGGCACACUGCAGGAUAGCUAUUCGGGGAUUGGCGAAAUUCCACGCCACUUCGGUGGCAUUGUGCGAAAAGGAACCGAAACACAAGGACCUGUACUGGAGAGGGAUAUUCCACGACGAGUCCCCGGAAGAAAUAAAAAAUUACUUCAUCACCGCAACCAGGUCUUUGGCGAACGAAGUAGAGAAUUGGGUAGAAGGCGGAAAAAGGUACGCGGUUAAACUUAGAAACAUGGCUCCGAGAAUGUUUCAACUAGCCGUGGACUCCGUGCGGCGCAAGGACGACGAGUUCAACGUCAUUAAUCACGGAGAUUCCUGGGUGAACAACAUGAUGUUCCGAUACGACGAAAACUCCAAGCCUAUCGAGCACAUCUUCGUGGAUUUCCAACUGAGUGUGUACUCCUCGCCGGCCGUCGACCUGCACUACUUCCUGUCCAGUAGCGUCAGCGAGGAAAUUUCCGAUCUCGAAAUCGAGUCCCUGCUCCAAGACUACCAGCAGACCUUGGCGAUCACCAUGAAACAGCUCGAAUGCGACACGAUGCCCCCGACCAUGAAGCAGAUAAAGAAGACCAUGGACGAACGGUACAUGUACGCAUUGAUAACGUCCAUGGGUACCCUGCCGAUCGCGUUGAUCGACAAGAGCAACGUGCAGAGUUUAGAGGAGAUGAUCAGGGACAACGGCCAAGACAAUCCCGGCUUCAAGAAUCCGGUCUAUCGGAGGAUAAUGAUCAAGAGACUCAAGAAAUUCGAAGACGCUGGAUUGCUGGAUCAGUGAACGCGGAAUUCGUUUAAUUUCUUUACUAUAAUUUACGAGUCACUAGAUAUGAAGGAAUAGACCUUUGCGCUGCGAUACCUCUUAUCGAUAUUUCGCUUUCCGAGAAGCGAUUAAAGCGCGCAAACGAUUGCGAGAAUGGCACAAAUUCCGCGGAAUGAAACGUAAUCGAUGCUUUAAGAUCCGACAAUUUCGUCGAACACGUCUUCUAUCCGUGUAGUAUCGAAAUAAGAAAUUCCAGCAACUGACGAAUUAUAUACGUUAUUAACGAUUUUCAAUGAAAAGAGAUAAUAUAUUCUAUGACGUUUGCUCGGUUCUCGUGUUCGAUUAAAUUCUUGGUAUUGUUCUCGUCGCGGGGGAGACUAGCCGGGACUAGUGUUUAGUACACUCUAUGGAGGUAUUGGACCGCGAAUGGUUGAACGAGAAAGGAUUAGCCAACUACAUAUCGUAUUUGUGUGUACGUUGUAGGUUGUGGAAUCGCGGUUAGUUGCGAAUUAAAGUCACUUAGACUCGGUAACGAGUUUACUACGGUACUCAUUUGUCACUGUUUAGUCGAAUUUCGACGUACUCGUUAGUAACUUAUGAAACCAAAGUCCAACGCUCUUUGCGGUCGGUUUAAGAUAAAAUUCGUAGUUUUAACGGCGCGCAAGAGUCUAGGGUAUAUUUUAUCGCGUAAGUAGACCGGUCGAUGGUACAGAUUGAACGGUACCGUGGGAAACAGUCAACAUCGGCGAAUCGUUGACGACACGUGUAAUUAACGAGGUAUUAAGUUAGGUAUUAAACGUUUAUGUAAUAGAUACAUCAGACUCGUACAACUGACAGGCCAAAUAAGAAGCAACGAGUUUCCGGUUGCUCGUGUCGACUAAAUGCCGACGUAACGAGGCACCAAGCACGCGAAUCACUUUGUACUAGCACUUGGCAUUCUUUCACGGUUUAACACGCCGAGGAGGAAAGGAAAAAAAAAAGGAAAAAUAAAAAUG